AUGAAACGCAGACAUGUGUGGUGUUGCUGCACCACAUGCAUCACGGCGCUACUGGUCUUGACAUUUUCCAUAUCGUCCCCUUUUUACAGUGACACCACAACAGCUGACAAUGGGGGUACACAGCGCGUUGAUGCAGCUCCACUGGGUCAAGGCAGCCCACUGAAAGUGGCCCCUGCCUCAGCAUCAAGCUGCACGCAUUACCUGUUCAACAAGUCAAGUGGGAAGUUGGCGGGGAACGGCCGCACGAUUUUUGCGCUGCUGCUCACAAGCGUGACGUACCAUGGUGUAGGGCGAAUGAAGGAAACGUUGCCGUCAUGGAUGGGGAACUACUUGUUGGCACAGGGCAAUGCCGAUCUGGUUAUCUUCUAUGCCUACCCCACAAUUACUGCUAGGGAAUUGGCGGGGAUAUUUGGGAUGCUGAAGGCGGACGAGGCGCAGCUUAGCUCACUCGAACGAGGUUUCCGUGAAUUGCGUCAUGAUGUUGCCAAGAACGUUGUGGUUACCGAAAUGGAGUGGGCUUCACUGGGUGAUGGCUACUUUUACUUGCCACGGGACCAACCAACAGUUGUGUUCCGCCUUGUACCUGUGAAUUUGACCUUUCCCCGCUACAUACAGCAAAAUUGGUCGCUUCUGGAAGAACCCACCUGGAUGCGCUGCGGAUGCCCGCCAUUUUGCCCACUGAGCAGAAGUUCCGUUGACUAUAUUCAGGGGACGCGAUGGUAUUCACAUGACAUGUUUGAUCAACCUAUUGUGCGGCGUUACAGUUUUUGGACGAAGAUAGACGUGGAUGUCGACUUCUUUGGGCGGCUAAAACCAAAUCUGGUAGAGUUGCUUGUGUCAAACGGCCGACUAUUAGGCCAUACUGGAUAUACGUACAAUGGCCGUGGCUGUAGUGAUGAACUACAGGAGGCUAUACAAACGUUCCUAGUGUCAAAUGGAAUGCGGGCAGUUAGUGAAGGUCAAGAUUGGUGGCUCUCUGAUGAUCGAACGUAUUACACCAACUUUGUUGUGGGCUCCGUGAACUUCUUCCUCGACCCAAAGGUGCGGAGUCUUACAGCAUACCUGAACGAGUACCCUAACGGAUUCUUCAAGCACCGCUGGACCGACCAAAGCCUUUUGCAUAAAGUCAUGGGAGUCUUUUGCGGCGCCAAUGAGUCUGAUUUCUCCCUCGAUUGGGGUCACUUGCGUUGCUCAAAAACACGCACAACACCAUACGCCGUUUUUUACCACAGCAAGCGAAAGAAGAAGGUGCGUCCGGGGCGGCCGUGCCGGUCAUAG
Trypanosoma grayi is the source of this 1278-nucleotide messenger RNA. RefSeq lists its product as hypothetical. The transcript has a single exon. NCBI's taxonomy places the organism in Eukaryota, Euglenozoa, Kinetoplastea, Trypanosomatida, Trypanosomatidae. Gene Ontology annotation, cellular component: membrane; Golgi apparatus. The record is from RefSeq and is a predicted model, not a curated record. Bases 1 to 1278 code for a protein of 425 amino acids. Gene Ontology annotation, molecular function: alpha-1,2-mannosyltransferase activity. Gene Ontology annotation, biological process: protein N-linked glycosylation; cell wall mannoprotein biosynthetic process.